This is a messenger RNA of Orussus abietinus, 1145 nucleotides long. Its product is annotated as odorant receptor 13a. Gene Ontology annotation, molecular function: odorant binding; olfactory receptor activity. Lineage: Eukaryota; Metazoa; Arthropoda; Insecta; Hymenoptera; Orussidae. Bases 1 to 912 code for a protein of 303 amino acids. The record is from RefSeq and is a predicted model, not a curated record. The transcript has 4 exons. Gene Ontology annotation, cellular component: plasma membrane. Gene Ontology annotation, biological process: sensory perception of smell; detection of chemical stimulus involved in sensory perception of smell.
AUGAGACCCGUUAUCGCGUCUCUUAUCGAUGAUUGGACGAGUCCGGAAACCGAAUCAGGACGAACAUUGAUGCUGAAGAACGCUCGUCUGACCAGAAAAAUUUGCAUCACUUACUCGGGAUUGUCAGGAGUUGCGUUAAUAUUCUUCGCCUUUCUUCACGGCUUCAUCGAAAUACGUAGAAGGAUGUCUAACGACACGAACAUCGAGCAACAUUUAAUGUUGCACUCGGACUACUUGUUCGACACCUCGAAGAGUCCGAUAUAUGAGGUGGUGUGCUUUCUGCAGUUCUCAACAAUUGGCAUUUGCGCGGUCAUAUAUUUCUCGGCGGAUGGAUUUGUUGCAAUGUUGGUGUUGCACUUGUGUGCUCAGCUGGGGAUUCAGAGAUCGAUGGUAAAAAAUUCUCUGGUGACCAGUGGUCAACGAGUGGUGGAGUUCCAUCAGAUGCUGAAGCUCGUCGUGAAGAGGCACCAACACCUCUGUUGGUUCGCCGACACCAUCGAGAAUUCCUUCAACAAAGUGUUCCUCAGUCAAAUCCUCGUCUGCACCAUACUCUUCUGCUUUCUGGCCUUUCAGUUUAUCAUGAUAUUUGUGACUGGGUCCAAAGAUUCGAUUGUUCUACAGGGAUGCUGCGUGGUUCUCCUUUCAUCCGCUAUGUUGAUAAGCCCGUUUAUUUAUUGCUAUCUGGGCGAAUGUCUUAACGACGAGAAUACAGGGUUGUUUCAAUCCUGCUACGAGUGCGAGUGGUAUAAAUUAUCGCCGAAAGAGACGAGGUGUCUUUUAUUGAUAAUGAUUCGUUGCAAUCAGCCAUUCCAAAUCACGGCCGGCGGUUUUUUCAAUUUAUCAUUUAGAACUUUCUCUCAAGUGAGCGAAGUCUUUGUAAUUAUUUCCAGGAGCAUGCAUUUUGGAAUUUAAUUGCCGAGUUUUUAAUCAUUUAUCAUUAAUAUUCUCUUUUAGAUUUUGCAAUCAUCCGGAGGGUACUUAUCCGUCUUAGUCGCAGUCAAAGACCGCCUGAUCGAGAAGCAAGUCUGAUGUUCGCAAAAAUGAAAAAAGAGACAAUGAUUCCUAGUUUAUCACUGCCGUCGUUAUCGCUCGGUUGACCGGAUUGUUCACAAAUUUAUUUAUCCCUCUUAGGAAUUUCUUUUCCG